ACAUGCAUACGCGCAAAAAAGAAGCGGCAAAGAUCUCGUCUUAUCUACCAUCAAAAUAUGAUGAGCAUGACUGCUGGUGUCUAUUCGUCGCAUUGUUCGUGGUUGUUUGUCGCAUCGUUCGUGGCGCUUCUCGGCGUCGCGUUCGCUGGCACAACAGAUGUGGCCCGCUGCGACACCGAGAUAAUUCAAUUUCUCGACCAGACCCGUCGACCAGACACGUCGGCGAAGUCUCCUCCUCUGAACGGAGACGCAAAUUUUGAUGCUCCUCGCAUUGGCUUCGGCGGAUUUGAGACUCUGGAUGUCCCUCUUCACAGCCUUUUCCCCUACCUUUAAGGCUAACCUUUCAUUAUGUUAAAUAUCCCAUGAUGUGGACUAUGCGCUAAGGGGGUUGGUUUCCUGUUAUUUUAUAUGGAUAAUUUCGAGGGGAAGUACUUAGAAAGGGAAGCCACUCGUCAACCACGGAAGAUAGUGAAAAACUAGCGUUAAUACCUGCAAUGUUACUACCAAGAAGGAGUUUAUCGCGACGGGAAGUUUUUAUCCACUUCUUUUCUGGCGUCACGCGAAGAUCUUUUAGCAAGAUUGCACAGGGUAAAGGUGCUGCUUGAUUCGGAAACUCCAGACAUAGAUGUGCCGACGCCGGAGGAGAUUGAAUUUGUGAGCGUCGCGGACUUGGACAAGGCGCUACGGAAUACUCUAUUGCGCGCGCUGCAGUCAAGGGUCGUGAAAGACGAGGUUGACUCAGGAAACAAGAAAGAUCUGAACGCGUGGAUUGCCGCGAUUCGUGCCACAGAAAAAGCGAGUGCAUUCGCAGAGGGAAGAGAAGACUUCGAAGAAAAGCAAAAUGAACCAAACGGAUUUUUGGAGGUUAAGGCCACGACAUCGAAUGAUUCCGGGUCCGGCUCGUCGUCGUGUGAAUCUCUUGACACAAUACACACUCUGCAGCCGGCGUCACUUAUGUUUGUUGUCCCUGUUGAUGGUCGUUUGCCGGACAGCUCGACCUCGACGAGUGACGAGAUGACUCUCGGAUGGUUUCGGAAAAAUCAAAGAUACCAGCACCAGCAAUUUCUGCCUGAAAACCUGCAAGAGUCGGUCUGGGCUCCGAUGCUGGCCAAGAGUGAGUUCUGGAUGCUCGUCCGAGCGGUGCCUCUUCUGCAAAGUCUGCUCAAGUAUGAAGCCCUUCUGCUCACUUUUCCAAGCGAGGACACAUUCGGAUUUGCAUCCGAAGACACGAGGACACCGACGAGGAACCUCCUUUGGGUAUCCUUCGUUCUGUUGCACGAGUAUCGGAUCAUCAAUCCGGCACUGCGAGCUCUCGAGUCGAUGGUCCUGACUGCGGUCGGGAAGCACCAAACGCGCAGUAAGGAUUUAUUUCCGCUUGGGGUGGAACAACAAAUAGAACAAGAACAAGAUGCUCUUCCGGGAGGACUGUGCCGUCGGAGACAUUUUCAUAUUCAUCUUACAGACUUCGUCGGCACCGGUCGUCAGAUGCGCGUUCCAUCGACUCUGGCAGCGGUACGAAAUGCAGUUCAAGUUCAAAGCCAGACGAGAGUCGCGUCUUGUUUUGCUGAGGAAAAGGAAGUAUCGUCCCUUGUUGAGGACCGAACCUCAUCGUCGAACCAGGUUUCUGACAUUGUCGAAGAGACCGUGACCACCGGUUCCAGCGUAGACCACGAACAGAGAACGACGAGUCCCGACAAGAGACGAGCGAUGGACGAAACUCUCGUGAUUGUCGCUGGUGGCUCCGUUUCUCGCAAUGCACAGAGCGUGGUGCAAGCCCAUUUGCACAGGUAUUUUUCGACAGUAGAUUCAAGAUGCAGCCGCGCACACAACUACCAGGUGGCUGCACAUCCUAGUAGAGCAGAAGUCACGUCGUUGAUCGAGGGAGGCGAUGAGUCAUCUUCUGAAGUUGUUUUCGAUUUUGAAUUUGUGGUGUCUUCUCUAUCUCUUGUUGCUCCUCCUGGGUUUGGUCUACAACUUCAGUUGCCGCGGAGGUUGCAGACGCAUACUGGGGAAUCUUCUGCACUCUCGCGGCAAUCCACCUCCUGCUCGUUUUCAAUUGCGCACUACAGCAGCUCCUUCGAGCACCGGCACAGCGGCACGGUCCUCGUACCGCAGUGGAGGUUGUUUGGACAUUGGUGGAAUACGAGUGACGAGCUGGUCAAAUGCAUUGACCGAGCGAUAGUACGAGCAGACGCAAUUAUGAUGGAAGAGGCGGAAACGAUCAUAGCAAAGAAGCCAUCUCUCUCAGCUGUCGGGCCACCCGAGGACUCUCCCUUCUUGGGUCCUGUCGCUGCAACAGACUCUCGUCCCGUGCUGGGACCUGUAAACAAACAUCCUGCUGUAACAAAAUGCGAUACAACUAGAGGAGAUUCAAAAAAGAUGAAUCACCAAGAGGUCGCUUCGUGUGUCGCAGAGCAGUUUGUGACAGCGAAAAAGAUUGUAUUGGGAGAGUUCACAGAAGUCGAAUUGAUUCCGUAUAAAGUUGACCGAGCCGCAGGAGUGAAGAAGGAAGUCAGCUCGUGAAUCAUAUUUAGCGAUGUCAUGACAAUGAACCGCACUUAUGCUUGGACGACAUAAGUAGAAGUACGUCUUUUUGCGUGUGCACGUCAGGCGUAUGUGCUUGCUUGCUACGGACACAAUCACAAAGCGAGUAGUUGAUAAUUGUAUCGUGGUAAAGCAAUGCUUUGGCCUGGUGGAAAAAAGCCAUUCUCACCACUUCCCAUGAUAUCAUGUUUGCUGACGUGAACACUUUCUGCACUGCUGUCGCGAAC
This is a messenger RNA of Amoebophrya sp. A25, 2771 nucleotides long. The record is from the annotation of a GenBank genome assembly. Lineage: Eukaryota; Dinophyceae; Syndiniales; Amoebophryaceae.